Molecule: messenger RNA, 1737 nt
Organism: Megalops cyprinoides (Indo-Pacific tarpon)
Lineage: Eukaryota; Metazoa; Chordata; Actinopteri; Elopiformes; Megalopidae
Gene: dnajc9
Product: DnaJ (Hsp40) homolog, subfamily C, member 9
Exons: 6
Coding region: 157-918 (253 amino acids)
Cellular component (GO): cytoplasm; nucleus
Molecular function (GO): heat shock protein binding
Source: RefSeq, a predicted model, not a curated record
GCAAAUUUUGGUGGUGGAGAGGAAAGUGGGCAGACUCACAGAAGCUGAUACGAACAGAUAAACUUAGCAAAUCAAGAAAACAUCUUGGUUUUACUUUUCCGAUUUGUUAAUAGGACGCCUGGAAGACACGGAGCAGACGCAGUACGAGGUGUCAAAAUGGGUCUGCUGGAGCAAUGUGAGAAACUGUUCAAAACGUCAAACCUCUAUGAGGUGCUGGGAGUCGCCAAGGAGGCGUCGGAAGCAGAAAUCCGCCGCGGUUACUACAAACUGUCCUUACAAGUCCACCCCGACAGAGCCCCCGAUGACCAGGAGGCAACCACAAAAUUCCAGGCUUUGGGCAAGGUGUACGCAGUGCUUAGUGACAAGGAGCAACGGGCUGUGUACGACGAGCAGGGAACGGUAGACGAGGAGACGGACUCACUGAAACAGGAGCGCAACUGGGAAGAAUACUGGAGACUGCUGUUCCCCAAGAUCACAGUAGAGGACAUAUUGGAGUUUGAGAAGAGCUACAAAGGCACAGAGGAGGAGAAGCAGGACCUGAGCCGGCUCUACCUGCAGUACGAGGGGGACAUGGACAUGAUCAUGGAUUCAGCCCUUUGCUGCACCCAGGAGGACGAGCCGCGCGUCACCGAAAUCCUCCAGGCCACCAUCGACUCUGGCGAGCUGCCCACCUUCCACGCCUUCGCCCACGAGAGCAAAAAGAAGAAGUCCGCACGGAAGCGCAGGGCUGAUAAAGAGCGACAAGAGGCUGAGGAAAUGGAGAAGGAGCUGGGGCUUAAGUCUGGUGACAGCCUGGUGGCAAUGCUGAAGCAAAGGCAGAAGUCCAGAGAGCAGGGGUUUGACUCAUUCCUCUCCGACCUGGAGGCCAAAUAUUCAAAAAAAGGAAAGGCUGCCGCUGGAAAGAAAGGAAAGAAGUGAUGCUGGACUCACAAAAAAUAUAAUGCUCUGUCAUUAAAAAGCUCUUUUCCCUUUGGAUCCAAGCAGUGGCUGAAAGUGCUGGAUUGAACCUUCUGCAGUAAAUGUUACUCUUUAAACGUUUGUUUAGCACUAAGUGAAUGCCUGAGACUGUAUUGGCUUAGACCAUAUUGUGUACAGAAGAGGGAGUGAAAAAGUUGUUCCUCUUAUAGGAAUUAUUUUUUUGUCCAGUGAAACUUCACUCCUAAGAGAAGAAUCGGGAAGACUGUAGCUACUUUCUUUUCCUUGAAGUUAAUAUAGCUUUGGAAAACAUUAUCAGUACCCUAAUAAAGUAAGCCAUCAGCACAGAAUUACUCUCACAGUGCAGCAGUUUGCCAUUGUGGUUUGCUAUUGUGAGGUUUUGUUUGGCGACAUUCUAGUAUAUACAGCCAAACUUUACAUUUUGAAGUUCAGACUGUUAUAAAUAUUGGGCAGUUCAGUGCAUUUAAAAUGUAAUGGUGGUGACAAACAAGGAUGUGUGCAUGUUGGUGGCACUUAGCCAGUCAUAUUGGAUGUAUAAGUGAUCUUGAUCUUUUAAAAGGGAGCAAGUUUGAAUGGGUUCGUACUGUAUGGUUUUUGUCCGGGAAGAUAUAAUCAGAAAGAGACAUUUCUUAGUACUUCACACAAGCAAGCUAUAUUGUUUUAAUCUUUCAUAAAAAAUGUCCAUUGUGCCCAGAAAUUAAUAACCCAUGAAGGCUAUAUUCUCUUACUCCCUUUGAAAAUUAUUCUUUUGUCAUUUGUUGACAUCUGUUUUAUUGCCCCUAAUGUGUUUGUGUAUUGUGU